GCUCCAUGCUCUGCUUAUAAACCCCUGGUUGCUCUCCUUCUCCUGAUUUUCAGCAGGAAACCAGUCACUUUGGUCUGCCGGCCUGUGAAAAGAGAGGAGAAUCUUUUGGACAUCAUGGAUGAUGACUUUGAUCGCCGCAUGGAGCAGAGGAGGCAGAGGAGAGAGCAGAUGCGCCUCGAUACUGAAAAGGGCGGGAUCGCCAAUGAUGACGAUGAGGAAGAAGCUCGGGAGCGAAGGAGACGAGCAAGGGAGGAGAGGAAGAAGAUGAAGGACCCGGAGGAUUGUGAAACUGGGGAUGUGAUCAACACUAACAGUGUGACAGAGACUGAAUCCUCCACCACCACCACCACCACUGCUCCUGAGGGGACAGAUGAUGACGAGGCUUUGCUGGAGCGCCUUGCCAAGAGGGAGGAGCGCAGGAAGAGGAGAAUGCAGGAGGCCAUGGAAAGACAGAAGGAACUCGACCCCACCAUUGGCACCACCAACGGCACAGAUAGCACACUCGAAGAGCAGUCCUCCAUCAGCAGCAGCAGACAGCAACACACAGAGGAAGAGGAGCAAAAAGAGGAGGAGAAACCAUCCCAAGAGGAGGUGGCAGAUGCCGAGACUAACUCCUGGAGGAAAGAGGAAGAAGACAAGAAGGAGGAGGAGAAGGAGGAAGCUGAGCAGCCUGAUUUAGCAAAGAAAGAUGUGGAAGAGGAGGCUGUUCCUGAUGUUGAUAAGGAGGAAGAAGAAAGGAAAAGGAAAGAAGAAGAGGAGAUACAGCAGAAAGAAAAGGAAGAAAAGCUGAGGACAGAGGAAGAGGAAAGGCAAAAACAGGAAAAGCUCAAAAAGGAAGAAGAAGAAAGGCAGCUAAAGGAGGAGGAGGAAAGAAAGAAGAGAGCAGAAGAUGAAAAACGACAAAAGGAAUUGGAAGAGAGCCUGAGAAAAGAGGAAGAAGAAAAACAGAAGAGGGGAAUGGAUGAAAGCAAGAAAAAAGAAGAAGAGGAAAAACAGAAAAAGGAGAUGGAGGAAAAGAAGAAGAAAGAAGAGGAGGAAAAACACAAGAAAGAAUUGGAAGAGAAGAGGAAAAAGGAGGAGGAUGAAAAGCUGAAGAAGAAAGAGCUGGAGGAGAAGAAGAAGAAAGAGGAGGAGGAGAAACGGAAAAAGGAGAUGGAAGAAAAGAAGAAAGAAGAGGAGGAGAAGCGGAAAAAGGAGGUUGAAGAGAAGAAAAAGAAAGAGGAGGAGGACAAGCGCAAAAAGAAAGAGGUGGAAGAGAAGAAGAAGAAAGACGAGGAGGAGAAGCUGAAGAAAUUUGGGUUCAAAGAAAAGAAUGAACCAAACCAAACCAAACAGAACGGAGCCCUCAUUGAGAAUAAACUCAAGAAAACAGAGAAGACAUCAAGGGACAGCGCUCCCUCCUCCUCCCUCUCUAAAGCAGAGGUGGAGCGACAGGAAGCUGAGCGUAAGUUGCUGGAGCUGAAACGCCGGCGAAACGAUGCAGAAAGCGAAGAAUUUGAAAAGAUGAAGCAGAAGCAGCAGGGUGCGGAGGCUGAGCUGGAGGAGCUGAAGAAGAAGAGAGAGGAGAGGAAGAAGAUCCUAGAGGAGGAGGAGAAGCAGAAGAAACAGGAGCUGGAGGACAAGAAAGCCAAAGAACAGGAGGAGAGGAAGAGGAUGAAGGAGGAGAUAGAGAAGAGGAGGGCGGAGGCGGCAGAGAAGAAGAAGCAGAAGGAGGACGAGUCUGUCAAAAUUAGCUUCACUGUCAGUCCCAAGGGCUCCUCUAAGAUCGGGGAAAAAGCAGAAUUCUUGAGCAAAUCAGCUCAGAAAAGCACACCCAGAGUGUCACAUACUCCAAUUGUCUCCAAGAUAGGCAACAGAAUGGAACAGUACACUUCUGCCAUCCAGGGAAACAAAGAAGUGGGCAAGUCCCCCAAGUCUCCCAUGGUAGAUAUUCCAACAGGAGGCACUCGCAGCAUCAAGAGCAUGUGGGAGAAAGGCAACGUUGGCAGCUCCUCUGAAAGUCCAUCCCCUGCAAAUAAGGACUUGGCCGGUAUCAAAGGAGGCGUUGCUGGACGUGUCAACAGUUGGAUGGCAAAGCCUCCAGAGGCGGAGAAGACAACACCGGCACCAGCAGCACCAGCAGCAUCAACAGCAAAGCCCGCAGAUGUGAAACCAGGUGACGUUGGUAACAAGCGUGGCAUGUGGCAAACCAAGAAGAGCUCUACACCUGCCAAGGUGCCAGUUGAAGUCAAGAGCAAGUUCGUCACUAAUGCAGGCGUGAGACCCUAACCAUUGACAUCCAAGCUUAACCUGACCAAAUACAAGACUCUGCUACUGUAUGUGCAUCUAUUUCCCCCCUGACAUACCUGUAUUUUGCAUGAAAUUCCCACCAGAACGAAGAGAAG
This is a messenger RNA of Scomber scombrus (Atlantic mackerel), 2384 nucleotides long. Its product is annotated as caldesmon-like. Bases 115 to 2268 code for a protein of 717 amino acids. Lineage: Eukaryota; Metazoa; Chordata; Actinopteri; Scombriformes; Scombridae. Gene Ontology annotation, molecular function: actin binding; myosin binding. The transcript is spliced from 16 exons. Gene Ontology annotation, cellular component: actin cytoskeleton. Gene Ontology annotation, biological process: angiogenesis; actin filament bundle assembly. The record is from RefSeq and is a predicted model, not a curated record.